GGAUCUAUCAUUUAAGCCAUGUCCUUCUUCAACCCACCAGCAAACUCCAACCAUGGUUACAAUGACGACGUCAAUACUGGUUACAAUGCCCGAAUGCAUUCAAAACUCGCCGAAAGAGAGGGAUUUCAUCUCGGAAACGGUUCAGAUGAACCAAGAACUUUGUAUGUUGGAAAUCUUGAUUCGACAGUCACUGAGGACUUUAUAGCGACUUUGUUCAAUCAAAUAGGAUCGGUUACAAAGACCAAAGUUAUUUUCGACGAAUUGGGGUACCUGGCUACAAAUGCACAAGGCGGCAACCAAUCCACACCGACACUGAGACAGUGGUUCUAAUGAUCCAUAUGCGUUCGUUGAGUUCUCUGAUCAUGGACAGGCUUCCCAAGCUCUUCAGACGAUGAACAAGCGACUUCUUCUUGAUAGAGAGAUGAAAGUCAACUGGGCCGUGGAGCCGGGGCAGCAGCAGUCAAAAAUUGACACUACCAGACAUUUCCACGUUUUUGUUGGAGAUCUCUCGUCCGAAGUUGAUAACCAAAAACUGCGCGAAGCUUUCCAACCAUUUGGAGAUGUUUCGGACGCCAAAGUGAUCCGUGACACUAACACCACUAAGUCAAAGGGUUAUGGUUUCGUUUCAUACCCGAAAAGAGAAGAAGCUGAGCGUGCUAUUGAGCAAAUGAAUGGACAAUGGCUCGGAAGAAGAACUAUCCGUACCAAUUGGGCUACAAGAAAGCCAGGAGAUCAAGAGAAACCAAGCCAUUAUAAUGAAAAGUCAUACGAUGAGAUCUACAAUCAAACUUCUGGAGAUAACACUUCAGUCUACGUCGGAAACAUUGCUUCACUUACUGAAGAUGAAAUCCGCCAAGGAUUCGCCAGCUUUGGACGAAUUACCGAAGUCCGCAUUUUCAAGAUGCAAGGAUAUGCAUUUGUGAAGUUUGACAACAAAGAUGCCGCUGCAAAGGCUAUUGUCCAGAUGAACAACCAAGAUGUCGGAGGACAGCUUGUUAGAUGUAGCUGGGGAAAAACUGGAGACACUGGAAAAACUCCUGGAGGAUCUUAUGGUUACGGUUAUGGAAACUCAUCGUCUGGAGGAAACUCACAGCCGUACUCUGGAUAUGGUGGUGGCGGAGCUUACGGAGGUGGUCAAGGAGGAGGAGGCCAUGGAGGACCUGGACAACAGCAAUCCAAUGCCAACAGUCAGUAUUGGCAAUACUACGCCCAAUACUACAAUAAUCCUCAACUCAUGCAACAAUGGUCCAACUACUGGCAGCAACAAGGAGGAGCUCCACAACAACAGAACUCUGGAGGACAUCAAUAAACUCCAGUAUUUUUUAAAAACAUUUUAUAUGUGACCCUAUUGCCCCCGGAUUUUGUCAUUUGAACUUAAUUCCAAGUUCCACCCAUACCUUAAUUUGUCCGGCUGUGGCCUUUCUGUCAGUUUUCUCUUUCUCGGCAUUCUAACGCACUUUUCUAUUUAUGAUUUCCUUUUUUUCUAUGUAUUUGUUAUAAUACUUCCCUUCUGAAACAAUCUGUUGAUCUUUUGACAAUCAUUAUAUCAAAUUUUUUUCUGUUUUUUUAUUUGCUUCCAUUACGUGUCCAUUCCCCACCCACACCACUUCAUCACCUAAUCAAUAUGUCUAGAUUCAAAAAGAAAAAAUGCACACAAGCAAACCCCUAAAUUACACUGGUAGAUUACAAUGUUUCGUUUUCUUAAUUUUGCAAUGGCACGUAUUCUUAUCUGGUUCUGUCUUUUUUCGUUUUUUUUCCUGUUCCUGAAGCACAAUAAUAAAUGCGAGGGUAAAGUCUUAUUGAGUUCGAAA
Caenorhabditis elegans is the source of this 1811-nucleotide messenger RNA. RefSeq names its product RRM domain-containing protein (gene tiar-1). The coding region runs from base 19 to 330 and encodes 103 amino acids. Gene Ontology annotation, molecular function: mRNA binding; nucleic acid binding; RNA binding. The record is from RefSeq and is marked reviewed. The transcript has 7 exons. Lineage: Eukaryota; Metazoa; Nematoda; Chromadorea; Rhabditida; Rhabditidae. Gene Ontology annotation, cellular component: cytoplasm; cytoplasmic stress granule; nucleus.